CUAAAGAGGUUUAAGUUUAGAGGAUCAAACGACAGCUGGAGACAGACACACAUCAGAGAGAACCACGGGCAACAUGCCUCUCAAACGAGAAGAUACAGAGCGAGCGCUGCAGGCGAUGGAAGCCUGUCAAUCAGCAGGUGAUGAAGGUUUCAGGAGUCGCGCUGAGAGACUCUUGACCAUCUUUCAGAGUGACCUGUUUCAGGCUCUGUUGGACAUUCAGGAGAUUUAUGAGCUGACGGUGUUUGAGAAUCAGACGGCAGAUCGAGCACUCACACCGGGACUGAAGUACCGUUACCAUGACGAGGAGACGCCGCCGCUGCAGCACAGUCCAGCUCACCUGAACACAGGACAGUCUGCAGAGAUGCAGCUCAGCGACGGUAUCCACGGUUACACACCCCAGAUGCACGUGUCACCCGUCAAGCCGGUGUUGCUCCCCAGCGGUCACACACACUACUACGCCACAUCUACCCUAAUGAACGGGAUGGACGGAGACGUGGAGUAUGAGGAGAUCACACUGGAGAGGGGUAACUCCGGCCUGGGCUUCAGUAUCGCCGGUGGGACUGAUAACCCUCACAUAGGAGACGAUCCCAGUAUCUUCAUCACUAAGAUCAUCCCAGGAGGAGCCGCGGCGCAGGACGGACGGCUCAGGGUGAACGACAGCAUUCUGUUCGUGAAUGACGUGGAUGUGCGUGAGGUCACUCACAGUUUAGCGGUGGAGGCGCUGAAGGAGGCGGGGCCGAUCGUGCGGCUCUAUGUGCUGCGACACAAACCGCCUGCGGAGAACAUCACAGAGCUGAAGCUCAUCAAGGGCCCUAAAGGUCUGGGCUUCAGCAUCGCGGGCGGCGUGGGGAACCAACACGUCCCCGCAGACAACAGCAUCUACGUCACCAAGAUCAUUGAAGGAGGAGCCGCGCAUAGAGACGGACGACUGCAGAUCGGAGACAAAAUCCUCGCUGUGAAUAAUAUGUAUCUAGAGGACGUGAUGCAUGAAGACGCUGUAGCGGCGCUGAAAAACACAGGAGACGUGGUUUAUCUGAGAGUAGCCAAAACUCUUCAUCAUCAUCAAGACGCCUACAAUCCUCCUGACAUCACCAGCUCGUAUUCUCCUCAUAUGGACAUGUCUGAUUACCCACAAGCCCUCAGCCCCUCGUCUCCACGCCGUUACUCCCCCAUCCCUAAAGCUCUGCUGCUGGGGGACGAGGACAUUCCCAGGGAGCCGCGCCGAGUGGUCAUUCUCAGGGGUUCCACGGGUUUGGGCUUUAAUAUUGUGGGCGGUGAGGAUGGUGAGGGGAUCUUCAUCUCCUUCAUUCUGGCAGGAGGAGCCGCUGAUCUGAGCGAAGAGCUGAGGAAAGGAGAUCAGAUCCUGAGUGUGAACGGUGUGGAUCUGCGUCACGCGACUCACGAGCAAGCGGCGGCGGCGCUGAAGAGCGCAGGACAAACCGUCACCAUCAUCGCACAGUACAGACCCGAGGAGUACAGCAGGUUUGAGGCAAAGAUUCACGAUCUGCGGGAGCAGCUGAUGAACAGCAGUUUAGUUUCUGCAGCGGCGUCAUUACGCAGCGGGAAGAGAAGCUUCUUCAUCAGGUACACGACGCGGCCCAAGCGCGAGUACGAGGUGGACAGCCGCGACUAUCACUUCGUGCCGUCACGUGAACAGAUGGAGAAAGACAUUCAGAGUCACCGGUUCAUCGAGGCCGGACAGUACAACAACCACCUGUACGGCACCAGCGUCCAGAGCGUCAGACAGGUGGCAGAACAGCAGGGGAAGCACUGCAUCCUGGAUGUUUCAGCGAAUGCAGUGAGGAGGUUACAGGCCGCCCAACUUCACCCCAUCGCCAUCUUUAUACGACCCUCAUCCCUGCAGAACAUACUAGGCUUCCUGUGUUUGACAGACACGACGCGGCCCAAGCGCGAGUACGAGGUGGACAGCCGCGACUAUCACUUCGUGCCGUCACGUGAACAGAUGGAGAAAGACAUUCAGAGUCACCGGUUCAUCGAGGCCGGACAGUACAACAACCACCUGUACGGCACCAGCGUCCAGAGCGUCAGACAGGUGGCAGAACAGCAGGGGAAGCACUGCAUCCUGGAUGUUUCAGCGAAUGCAGUGAGGAGGUUACAGGCCGCCCAACUUCACCCCAUCGCCAUCUUUAUACGACCCUCAUCCCUGCAGAACAUACUAAGUGUUUGUAAUGUGUGUGUGUGUGUGUGUGUGUGUGCAGCGAUCGUGGAGGGCGACAGCUUCGAGGAGAUCUACCACCGCGUGAAGUCUGUGAUCGAGGAACAGUCUGGACCGUAUAUCUGGAUCCCUGCGCGAGAGAGACUGUAAACACACACACACACACGCAUGAGGACUUCCAGCAGGGGCUCAUGGGAGUCUCUAGGAUGAAGCUCGUGCACAGGAUGAUCUUCUGAUUCACACCAACAGCUCGUUACAUAAUGUAAAUAUGCGUCCGUGCGCAUUGGUUUCUAUGGAGUGGGCGGGGAUGCUUACCUCAUUGCCAUGGCAACAGUUCAUCGUGGGGUCAGAAACAGCGACCAAGUGAAAACAUGACAGCGCUGCGUGUGUGAACUAGCCUUAACGAACGUGUGUGUGUGUGUGUGUGAGCCACUGCUACUGAUGAGAGGAUGAAGGUGAUCAUGUGGGUUGUUUCCAUGGCGAUUGUGAGCUCAGUGAGUGUAACAGUGUGAGGCAAUAUAGACAUGAGCACUGAGCACUUUACUAACACACACACACACACACACUAAGAUGCGUGUGUGUCUCUCAUUGUGAUGACGUGUCUCUAUAGGGCUACUGUUUACAUAUAAUACACACUUUAAACUGCACAGGGAGAGAUAAGCGUGUAUGUGUGUGUGUAAGAGUGUGUGUGUGUGUGUGUGUAAGAGUGUGUG
Messenger RNA from Sinocyclocheilus rhinocerous, 2889 nucleotides. RefSeq names its product discs, large homolog 4b (Drosophila) (gene dlg4b). The transcript has 17 exons. Lineage: Eukaryota; Metazoa; Chordata; Actinopteri; Cypriniformes; Cyprinidae. Gene Ontology annotation, molecular function: ionotropic glutamate receptor binding; protein kinase binding. Gene Ontology annotation, cellular component: basolateral plasma membrane; postsynaptic density membrane; neuron projection. Bases 74 to 2326 code for a protein of 750 amino acids. Gene Ontology annotation, biological process: establishment or maintenance of epithelial cell apical/basal polarity; postsynaptic neurotransmitter receptor diffusion trapping; cell-cell adhesion. The record is from RefSeq and is a predicted model, not a curated record.